AUGCAGACCAGGCGGUUCUUGGGCCUUAACGGCACCAAGCUUCAGAUCGCCAUCGGCUUCUUGGCUGGCAUGGACUUCCUGCUGUUUGGUUAUGAUCAAGGCGUGACUGGCGGUUUGCUGACACUCGACUCUUUCGUCAAAUACUUCCCCGAAAUCAACACUCUAGAUUCAUAUACCGAGAACUGGAGCCCAGCAGCAAAGAGCAACCAGUCAACCCGACAAGGUAUCACAGUCGCAGCGUACAACCUGGGAUGUUUCGCAGGCUCGAUUCCCACAAUUUGGAUCGGUAACGUUUUGGGUCGUCGCAAGGCUAUCUUUGUCGGUUCUUUUAUUAUGUGUAUCGGUGCCAUUCUUCAGUGCACAUCCUACGGACUUGCUCAGCUUGUUAUCGGUCGAUUGGUCACUGGGUUCGGCAACGGAAUCAACACCUCUACGGUCCCUACUUGGCAGUCAGAAUGCUGCAAAUCCCACCGACGAGGUCAGAUGGUCAUGAUCGAGGGUGCCAUGAUCACAUGCGGUAUAACCAUCAGUUACUGGAUCGAUUUCGGAUUGAUGUUCGCAGACCCAAACGAAGUCGCUUGGAGAUUCCCGCUGGCGUUCCAGAUCUUCUUCGCCGCGGUUAUUCUGGGUUUCGUAAUGUUACUCCCCGAGUCACCCCGUUGGCUUAUUCUGAAGGGUCGCGAGGAAGAAGCAAAAGAGGUCCUGGCAUGCUUGAUGGGCGACGAGGCCGAUGAGUUGUUCAUCGACACCGAAUUCACCGCUAUCAAGGCCACUGUUCUCGAAAUGGCAACGGGAUCAUUCCGGGACAUGUUCACCAUGGGCGAAGACCGUCAUUUCCACCGCACUAUGUUGGCAUAUGUCAACCAAAUGUUCCAGCAGAUUUCCGGCAUCAACUUGAUCACCUACUAUAUUCCCACUCUUCUGGAGCAACAGGUCGGACUGGAUGCCACGACUUCACGUCUUAUCUCUGCAUGUAACGGAACGGAAUAUUUCAUCGCGUCCUGGAUAGCCGUGUUCACCGUUGAAAAGUUUGGCCGUCGAACACUCAUGCUCUUCGGUGCGGUCGGAAUGUCGAUUUCAAUGGCGGUGCUCGCCAUCGCCGACAGCAUUUCCUCAAGUCACAAACAGACCUCUAUAGGUGUCAAGGCGGGUGUGGCACAGACAGUAUUUCUGUUUGUGUUCAACACCUUUUUUGCCAUCGGCUGGCUUGGGAUGACUUGGUUGUAUCCAGCCGAGAUUGUCCCACUGAAGAUUCGUGCCCCGGCUAACGCAUUGUCUACUUCUUCCAACUGGAUUUGGAACUUCAUGGUUGUCAUGAUUACCCCUGUUGCUUUUGAAAGCAUUGGUUAUAAGACCUACGUCAUUUUCGCCGUGAUCAAUGCUGCUAUCGUACCUGUCGUCUAUUUCUUCUUUCCUGAGACUACCAUGCGUUCACUGGAAGAGAUGGACCGUAUAUUCCGCAAAACUACCAACGUCUUCAAUGUGGUAUCGCUUGCUCGCACUGAGCCCCACAUGUAUGGUUCAAAUGGUGAACUGCUGCGUACUUUGGAUGAUGUCGAGGAUGAUGCUGUCCGUCGUGCCAGCUUCCUAAACAAGGAGAGUAAGGUUCACCACCAGAGCCACACUCAACACGCAGAGCAAUACAGCGACGAACACACCAGCGAGGUGAAAUGA
Penicillium psychrosexuale is the source of this 1674-nucleotide messenger RNA. RefSeq lists its product as uncharacterized. Gene Ontology annotation, cellular component: membrane. Gene Ontology annotation, biological process: transmembrane transport; carbohydrate transport. Gene Ontology annotation, molecular function: carbohydrate:proton symporter activity. The record is from RefSeq and is a predicted model, not a curated record. The coding region runs from base 1 to 1674 and encodes 557 amino acids. The transcript is spliced from 4 exons. NCBI's taxonomy places the organism in Eukaryota, Fungi, Ascomycota, Eurotiomycetes, Eurotiales, Aspergillaceae.